ACUAUUUAUUGAUUAAUUCAUUUAUUUCCCAUCUCUCUCUUUCUCUCAGAAAAUUUAACCGCAAAAUAAGGAAAGCUGGAUCCAUCACAGGAACCAGCGCAAUCCUUAACAAUAAAGCCACCACAACCACCACCUCCGGUGGCCACCUCCACCACCACCAACGGCCAGAUCCGUUACCGCACUCCCUCCUCCGCCGAACUACUCCUCGAAACGGGCUCCACCGCCACCUCCCCGACCAACUCCGACAAGGCAAUGAAGCGACCAGGCAUGCGAAACGAGCCACUGAGUGACAAGGUCCACAAGUACAGAGGAGUGUUGCUGGUGAUUUCGAUCCCGAUGCUUUUGAUCGCUUUUGUGCUGUUGGUGAUGCCGAGUCGUGAGGAUUAUGAAUACGGAGGAGGAGUGAGUCGAAAGAUGUCGCCGAAUCUUGUUAGGGAUUCGAGGAGUUAUGCGGUUAUUUUUGAUGCCGGGAGUUCAGGGAGUAGAGUUCAUGUUUUUUGUUUUGAUCGGAAUUUGGAUCUUGUUCCUAUCGGUAAAGAACUCGAGCUUUUUGUGCAGCUUAAACCAGGUUUGAGUGCUUAUGCAAAUAACCCGCAAGAAGCAGCCAAAUCCCUCGCUUCACUGCUUGAUAAAGCUGAAAGCUCUGUGCCUAAAGAGCUCCGACCAAAAACACCAGUCAGAGUUGGGGCUACUGCUGGCUUGAGGGCAUUGGGAAUGGAAGCAUCAGAUAGAAUUUUGCAAGCGGUUAGGGAUUUCCUGAGAGCUAAAAGCACCCUGAAAUCUGAGGCAAACGGGGUCACGGUUUUGGAUGGUUCUCAAGAAGGUUCUUAUCAGUGGGUGACGAUAAACUACCUUUUAGGAAAUUUAGGAAAGAAAUAUUCAAACACGGUUGGAGUUGUAGAUCUUGGCGGUGGAUCUGUUCAAAUGGCAUAUGCAAUCUCCGAGAUGGAUGCAGCGAAAGCUCCGAGGAUAUCUGAUGGAGAAGAUACAUAUGUAAAGGAAAUGUUUUUGAUGGGAACCAAAUAUUACCUCUAUGUUCACAGCUAUUUGCAUUAUGGUUUAUUAGCAGCUCGAGCAGAAAUUUUGGAUGCUUCAGAGGAGUCUAGCAAUCCAUGCAUCCUGGGUGGUUAUGAUGGGGUAUACAAUUAUGGAGGGAAAGACCAUAAAGCAUCAGCUUCUCCAUCUGGUUCAAACUUGGACGAGUGCAGGAGGGUAGCUCUUAAUGCUCUCAAAGUUAAUGAAUCGACUUGUACAAACAUGAAAUGUACAUUUGGAGGAGUAUGGAAUGGUGGCGGCGGGGAUGGACAGAAGAAUAUGUUUGUUGCAUCAUUUUUCUUCGACAGAGCUGCUCAGGCUGGUUUUGUUGAUUCAACUUUACCAGUUGUCAAAGUUCGACCUGUGGAUUUUGAGCAUGCUGCAAAGCGUGCUUGUGGAACUAAACUAGAGAAUGCUAAAUCCAUAUAUCACAGUUUGGAUGAGAAUGAUCUGCCAUAUAUAUGCAUGGAUCUGGUCUAUCAGUACACAUUGCUUGUAGAGGGAUUUGCUAUGGAUCCAUUGCAAGAUAUGAUGUUGGUGAAGAAGGUUCAGUACCGAGAUUCCCUUGUGGAAGCUGCAUGGCCACUGGGCAGUGCCAUAGAGGCUGUGUCAUCACCAGCAUAACUCUAAAUUGCACUAUCAGCUUAGUCACCAAACUGCAUAAUUUGCUCAGGAUCAACAUUUCGCUAAAGCAAAGAACUUUGCAGGAUCGAUAUUGCUUCGGAGGUCCGUACAGAGUGGAAAUGGAAAUUUUUUGCCUAUAGAUUGGGAAAAGUGGAAAGGAACAGCUCCAUUCGUCAUCAUUUAUAAUCAGCUUACACAUUGUUUCAUUAACAUUGAGUGAUUGAUUCAAUUCAGGUCAUUUCGAUUGCCCUUCGUACUUCCUUAUCUUCUAUUUUCGUUAUUUAUGGCAAAUUCUUUUAUAUGUGGUUAGUAUUUCAAAACAUAUAUCAAUCUGAAUUAUGUGGGGGGAUUGAUGAAAUUUUACAUUAAUGCGUUUCAUAUUGGUAUUUAAUUUGUUUUGACUAAA
Populus trichocarpa (black cottonwood) is the source of this 2065-nucleotide messenger RNA. Its product is annotated as apyrase 2. Gene Ontology annotation, biological process: nucleoside diphosphate catabolic process. Gene Ontology annotation, molecular function: nucleoside diphosphate phosphatase activity. The transcript has 9 exons. NCBI's taxonomy places the organism in Eukaryota, Viridiplantae, Streptophyta, Magnoliopsida, Malpighiales, Salicaceae. The record is from RefSeq and is a predicted model, not a curated record. Gene Ontology annotation, cellular component: membrane. Bases 253 to 1659 code for a protein of 468 amino acids.